Molecule: messenger RNA, 921 nt
Organism: Pestalotiopsis fici W106-1
Lineage: Eukaryota; Fungi; Ascomycota; Sordariomycetes; Amphisphaeriales; Sporocadaceae
Exons: 1
Coding region: 1-921 (306 amino acids)
Biological process (GO): SRP-dependent cotranslational protein targeting to membrane
Cellular component (GO): cytoplasm
Molecular function (GO): GTP binding
Source: RefSeq, a predicted model, not a curated record
AUGUCUCACAGGGUCAGCGAAUUUGUCGACGACAAGUCGCCAAUCUGCAUACCAUUCAUUCUGGACCGCCUGCACGAACACCAAGCAGCCAAUAAAGGCAACGGCUACGGCAUAGCAGCAGGAGGAGAAAGACCCUUCAUUAUCGGCCUCAAUGGUGUGCAAGGCGUCGGCAAGACUACCCUGGUCCAGGCGCUCGCCUCGGUCCUCAGGGAGCGCGAGGGCUUGCAGACGCUCGUCGUGAGCAUUGACGACUUUUACCUCGGGCACGAGGACCAGGUCGCCCUCGCGGCCUCGCACCCGGACAAUGUGCUCGUGUCGUGCCGGGGCGAGCCCGGCACCCACGACAUGGCGCUGGCCGGCGACUUUUUCGCCGCCAUUGUCCAGGGCCGGCCGGCGCGGAUUCCCCAGUACGACAAGUCGGCCUUUGCGGGCCAGGGCGACCGGGCGCCCGAGUCGACCUGGCAGGAGGUCAAUCAGCCCGGUCAGCCCCGCGUCCAGGUCGUCAUCUUUGAGGGCUGGUGUGUGGGCUUCCGACCUCUUACGCCCGCCGAGGUCCAGGCCAAGUGGGAGGCUCCGAGCCGGACGCUGAAGCUGCACAAACUUGAGCAUCUGCUGUUUGUCAAUGAGCGCCUGGGGAGCUACGACACCAUCACGGAGCUGUUUAAUGCCUUUAUACACAUCGAUGCCGAAGACACUCAGUACGUCUACGACUGGCGACGUGAGCAGGAAGUCAUGCUCCGGGAGGCAAAGGGUACCGGUAUGACAGACGAACAAGUCGUUAAAUUUGUUGAUGCAUAUUAUCCAGCCUAUGAACUGUUCUCGGACAAACUACGACAAGGCGUGCUCAAGGGCAAGACAGGCCAUCAAUUAAGACUCGUGGUUGGCAAGGAUAGAAAAGUAAAGCAGAAAAUUGUGAUUUAG